GUCCGAGAAGUUCCGUAUUCACUACAACACACAUGCAAACGUAAAAGGUAAAUCUUGGGUGCAAUCAGUUGCUGCAUUUUCCAAAUGUCAUCUUCUCUCAACGCUAGAUUUCUUAGAAGAUUGCUAAGACAAAAUGUGGGUUGUUCAACCUGUGUCUGUAGAAAAGAUUCGGCUAGAUAUUUGACAACCACAGAUCGGUAUUGUACCAAUGACAUUGACAAACCGCUACCGAGCAAAAGCCCUGGGGCAUCAGCAGCCGGGAGCCGGUUGAUCAAUAACCCUCUUCCCUUCAAGACUUUCCUACCCAAAACAACUUAUCCUGACCAUGCCCCAGUGGACACCGAAGAUGUUCCGUAUGUCCCCUUGCAGCUACACAAAGAAACGAGAAAAGUGUAUUUUGAAACCUAUGGCUGUCAGAUGAAUGUGAAUGAUACAGAAAUAGCGAUGGCCAUCUUGGAGAAAAAUGGAUUUGUAAUGACAACUGAUGUGAAGGAGGCUGAUGUCCUGUUCAUGAUGACCUGUUCUAUCAGAGAGGGUGCCGAACAAAAGAUCUGGAAACGUCUGGAAUACUACAAGUCAUUGAAAAGGAAGCGAUCAUCCAUGAAAAUUGGAAUAUUAGGGUGUAUGGCCGAGAAUCUGAAGAAGAAGAUUAUUGAGAAGGACAAACAUGUGGAUGUUGUGUGCGGGCCUGAUGCCUAUAAAGAUCUCCCGCGUCUACUGGACGUCACAUCCACUGGCCAAGCAGCUGUGAAUGUGAUGCUUUCGUUCGAUGAGACGUACGCUGACGUGAUGCCAGUCCGGGUAAAACAAGAUUCACCUUCUGCUUUUGUGUCUAUCAUGCGAGGCUGUGACAACAUGUGUACCUAUUGUAUAGUACCGUUCACUAGGGGCAGGGAGAGGAGUCGUCCUAUAGCCUCCAUAGUGGAGGAGAUCCAGGCCUUGUCAGACCAGGGGUUGAAAGAAAUUACACUCCUUGGACAAAAUGUCAAUAGCUACAUAGACAAGUCCGAGUCCAAGUUUUAUGGGGGAUUUGAUGCUAAAAAUACAACAAAAAAUAGCUCUGGAUUUAAAACGGUCUACAAGCCUAAGGUCGGAGGUCGACGAUUCAGCGAUUUGUUGGAUGCAGUGUCUCGAGUGGAUCCUGAUAUAAGGAUACGUUUCACCUCUCCACACCCGAAGGACUUUCCCGAUGAGGUGUUGUAUAUGAUGAAAGAGCAACCAAACAUCUGUAAGCACAUCCACCUCCCAGCCCAGAGUGGCAGUACGGCUGUACUUCAGGCAAUGAGACGAGGCUACACACGCGAGUCCUACCUGGAAUUAGUACAUCACAUCUGGGAUAUCAUACCUGAUGUGUCACUGUCCAGUGACUUUAUAGCGGGAUUCUGCGGGGAGACUGAAGAAGACCACAUGGACACACUAUCUCUGAUGGACAUUGUACAGUACCACUUCGUGUAUAUGUUCCCAUACAGUAUGAGAAGUAAGACACAUGCCCACCACAAGCUACAAGAUGAUGUUCCUGAUGAAGUCAAAAAACGCCGACAUCUGGAAAUCUCCAAAGCAUUUAGGGAUGGGGCUCUGAAACGAAACCAGGCUCAGAUCGGACAGAAACAACUUGUGUUGGUGGAGUCUGUAAGUAAACGAUCCACAGACGACAUGGCCGGCAGAAAUGAUGGCAAUACCAAGGUAAUCCUGGCAGGUGGUGGAACAACAGCGGGGAACAGCUUAACCCUUAAACCUGGAGACUAUGUUGUCGCAGAGAUUACUUCAUGCUCAUCCCAAGUUUUACAUGCAAGACCUCUAUACACAAGUUCUAUCCAAGACUUUCACCAAUCCUUCCACAGUCACCAGAUCAAUACCCAACAACAAUAUGUUGUAACCAGUUAGAUACAAACUUACAAUGAAAGGAUUUGAUUUUGUGAUUUUCAUAAUUAUCUUAAUAAAUAUGUGAUAUGG
Molecule: messenger RNA, 1953 nt
Organism: Pecten maximus
Lineage: Eukaryota; Metazoa; Mollusca; Bivalvia; Pectinida; Pectinidae
Product: CDK5 regulatory subunit-associated protein 1-like
Exons: 12
Coding region: 85-1884 (599 amino acids)
Biological process (GO): negative regulation of cyclin-dependent protein serine/threonine kinase activity; tRNA modification
Cellular component (GO): cytosol; mitochondrion
Molecular function (GO): 4 iron, 4 sulfur cluster binding; tRNA-2-methylthio-N(6)-dimethylallyladenosine(37) synthase activity
Source: RefSeq, a predicted model, not a curated record